Messenger RNA from Talpa occidentalis (Iberian mole), 6386 nucleotides. It is a transcript of the gene MRS2, whose product is annotated as magnesium transporter MRS2. The coding region runs from base 91 to 1392 and encodes 433 amino acids. The record is from RefSeq and is a predicted model, not a curated record. Gene Ontology annotation, cellular component: mitochondrial inner membrane. NCBI's taxonomy places the organism in Eukaryota, Metazoa, Chordata, Mammalia, Eulipotyphla, Talpidae. Gene Ontology annotation, biological process: mitochondrial magnesium ion transmembrane transport. Gene Ontology annotation, molecular function: magnesium ion transmembrane transporter activity. The transcript is spliced from 11 exons.
CCGCGCCGGGUCGCGUAGUGCCGGCUGCUCCGCCACCGUCCGGCAUGAAGCGCGGGGGUCUCGCUGCAGCCUGCUCUUCUCUCCGGCGCCAUGGUCUGCCUGCGGAGCCUGACCCGCUCUCUGCCGCUCGCGGCGGGGCUGCCCCGGCGCACCGUGAGUGCUCUGGCCUGGAGCCUGACCCCCGUGACGCGUCCUGUGAUCGCCCUGGGAAGGAACCCGGCGGCUCUGCGCUGUGGGCCCCGCCGGCUGCCCGUGGCAGGUGAAAUACAGCGGUUUAGAACUUCUGAUGUCUCUCAAGCCACUUUAGCCAGUGUAGCCCCAGUGUUUACUGUGACAAAAUUUGAUGAAGGGGGAAAUGUUACUUCUUUUGAGAAGAAGAAGACUGACUUAUAUCAAGAGUUAGGCCUACAAGCCAGAGAUCUGAGGUUUCAGCAUUUAAUGAGCAUCACAACAAGAAACAAUAGAGUCAUCAUAAGAAUGGAGUAUUUGAAAGCUGUGAUAACUCCCGAGUGUCUUCUCAUAUUAGAUUAUCGUAAUUUAAAUUUAGAACAAUGGUUAUUCCGAGAACUCCCUUCACAGUUGGCUGGAGAGGGCCAGCUUGUUACAUACCCUUUACCUUUUGAGUUUAGAGCUAUAGAAGCACUCCUGCAAUAUCGGAUCAACACCCUUCAGGGGAAACUUAGCAUUUUGCAGCCACUGGUCCUUGAGACAUUGGAAGCUUUAGUGGAUCCCAAACAUUCUUCUGUAGACAAAAGCAAACUUCAUGUCUUACUGCAGAAUGGCAAAAGUCUAUCAGAGUUAGAAACAGAUAUUAAAAUUUUCAAAGAGUCGAUUUUGGAGAUCUUAGAUGAAGAAGAGUUGCUGGAAGAGCUCUGUCUAACAAAAUGGAGUGACCCGCAAGUCUUUGAAAAGAGCAGUGCUGGCAUUGACCACGCAGAAGAGAUGGAGUUGCUGCUGGAAAACUACUACCGAUUAGCUGACGAUCUUUCCAAUGCAGCUCGGGAGCUUAGGGUGCUGAUUGAUGAUUCACAAAGUAUAAUAUUCAUUAACCUGGACAGCCACCGUAAUGUGAUGAUGAGGUUGAACCUGCAGCUGACCAUGGGAACCUUCUCUCUUUCGCUCUUUGGACUAAUGGGAGUGGCUUUUGGAAUGAACUUGCAGUCUUCCCUUGAAGAGGACCAUCGGGUGUUUUGGCUGAUUACAGGAAUUAUGUUUAUGGGAAGUGGCCUAAUCUGGAGGCGUUUGCUGUCAUUCCUUGGACGCCAGCUUGAAGCUCCUUUGCCUCCUCUGAUGGCAUCUUUACCUAAAAAGGCAGAUAGAAGGUUGGAAUUGAAACACAGCUUCCGACCGGAUGGACUUGGAUCAAGCAGGAAUGUCCUAACAAACCGUUAGGAAAUACCCACUGGCAACUGGUAUUUUUCAUGGUAGUCAUUAGAAACUCCUCUUAUUCUUAUGACUUUCUUUUAUAGAUUCAGGGACUUGGAAAAAAAUGCUGAUAUUUAAAAUAUAAUGCCUGAUGAUAAAAAUAAUGGCAGUCACCAAACUUCAUUGCUGUCUCAGAAUUCUGAGGACAGAAAGUGCUUGCUUCAAAAGGCCAAAAUUCUAUUUCCUGUAAAUUUAAAAGGCUGUUUUUAUAGACAUGAGAAUUGUAAAGUGUUAACACAAGUUAUAUUUUAAUUUAUACCUAGCAAGAAAAGUUCAAUUUAAUGCCUAAUAAAGCCUGGAAACUUGACACACACACAGUUUUUCGAUCACAUAGCCCCUUCUUACCACAACGAAUUAUAUUCUUGUGAAUUUUCUCACUCCACAGGUCACUACAAAGCUAGUAAAAAUGUAUUGACCUUAAAAUAACUCUGGAAGUUUGUGCUUUAAACCUUGACUUAUAGUUGCCUUUUUUUGAGGUGAAUAAAAAGGAAAUACUUUAACAUGAGCUUUUGAUAAUACUUAACAUUUCACAGAGCACUCUUUGGCACUCCUUAAAACUCAUCACUGUAAAAUAAAGUAGUAUUAUUAUACUUAACUGUGACAUAGGAAGAAUUAGAAGCUCAGAGGGCAAAAUGUGAUUUAACUAAUCAGGUAUAGGAUAGAAUGUUGGUCAUUUUUCCUUGUGUUCUUAGUUUAUAAACUUUUUUUUUGAUAAGUCUGUUUUUUAUUGGAAAAAGGGAAAAUAAAUGCAGCUACCUCAUUAAGUCUCAUAAAGGGAAGUCACCGAUGUUUGAUAAAAUUUGCGAAGGUGCUUAGAUCAAAUCUGAUUUGAUCUAACUUUCAAACUCAACUAGCUCUGCUUUGGUGAUUUCAGGAUACUUCUUAUAAAGUUCCCUUUAAUAAAACAGCCUACGCAAAAAAAAAGUUGAUUGGUUUUAAAGUUUAAGUUAAAAUAAUAAAUUGAGCACAUAAAGUACUAUUUGAAAGUAAAGUGAUGGAAUAAAUGCCAAACUUAAUUAUGUAAUUAAUCUUAGCCCCCUUUUAACAUGUGAAAUGCAUAAUAUGACACCCUUAAUAGACUACAUUUGCUUUUGGAAAUCCUCUUAAAGUGUGCAGAAUACAUGUCAUUUUCGGAUGCUAAUAACACUUGCUUUAUUCUUGAUAAAUAUAAACUGUGUUGAAUAAAGUUAAACAAUCUCAUAUUAUAAAGCUGUUUAUUUUGGUCAGUUGCCCCAAAAGUUGUACACAUCUUUAUUAUUUAGAAUUGCAAUAUUAAGCUCACGCUUUAAAUAUAAGAUUUACUUUCAUUUACUUCAGUAAUAUCUACAGAGUGGUCUCAUGGGUGAUGCAUGGGAUAUGGGCUUCAGAAACAUCAGUUGAUCCCCAAACUUAAAUCAUAUUUAUUCUCUUAGAUCUGUGAUGCAAAGGCAUAAAAUAAUUUUGAUCUUAAAGUUGAAAAUUGUUACAUAUAUACACAUAAUAAACACUGUAAAGCUGUAAAUGUGAUUUGCCAUCUUGAAAUAAAAGUAAUUUUGACUUAAAUGGCAUAAAAUUUAAGAUUUGUAUUAAUGAGAGCAUAAAACCCUACCAGGUAUUUCCAUUUUUGUUCCUCUACAUUUCAGAGUGAAUGCUUUAGAACUACAGUUAAUACUUAGUAGAAUGAAAAAUUAAUCCACCUACCAGAGUAAUACAUUUGAUAGUCACACAGAUUUUUUUUUCCUGAGUGCCAGGUUCUUACAUAUCUGCCAUACAGGUUUUCCUUCACCAAUAAGAGCGCAGUUUACAUCAUUUCUUACUAUGGGGUUAGUAUGGUUAAAUGUCCUGUAUGAAAACUUGCUUACGAUUGGUAAUUUUAAUCUUCUGCAGCUGGGGGUUGCUACCUGGUAUGUUCAGACAUUAUAAAAACUCGGGUAAUAAUGAUGGUUUAAGCAUGAGUCCUAUCAUGUGAUAAUUGAUAUAAUAAUGACAAAGUACACAUUUUUCUAAAGGAAAGAUCUAGUACAGAGAGAAACACUUCUGACUGAAAUGCAAUGUCAUCAGUUUGUUCUUCACCCAGGCUUCUUGAGAAACAUCUACGUAACUCCUUGUCGUUUAAUAUCAGGCUUCCUUUUAAUUAAAAACACUUCCUGAGAUGAGUUGCCAAUAAUUGUCACCCAAACUAAGCCAGUUUCCACAGGGAAAAAUGCAGCAGCUUAUCUCUUCCAGAAAGAUGGGACAAUGCCAGGAGUGAGCCAGGGGUGCUGUCUAGCUGCAUGCCUAGUCAUGUUCUUUUCCUGUAUAGACUCACUUUAUGCUCACAAUUGUAACUUUUAAUUUUAGUUGAUUUCUAAUUUACCUUUAUGCUUCACUGGACGCCUCUGACCAUCUACUUCUGCCUCUAGGAAAACUGAGACAGGCUCUUGCCCUGUGUUAUUUUCUCCCGUUUUUAGUUUCCUUUCACUGAUAGCAGAAGAAGUUCUCCCCUGAUUAAUAGAGAAUCAAAUAGUUACGUUUACAGAUAACCCUGUAAUUUUGUAGUAAAACUAAAACCCCAUGAUGCAUUCCUAGUCCUUAAAUAUGCCUGCACGCCUAAUGGGCGAAACCACGCUAUUAAACCAGCCCGGGAAGAAGGAAAGCCAAGCCUGCCCCACUCCUCUUGGUCACGCUACUGCCUUUGGCUCAGCCCAGAUCUCUCUUGUCUGCUUUCGUUCUGUUGGCACAACUUGUGGCAUCUAAUGCAACAGAGGCCACUCUCGGGGUGACUGACUUAGCAUUCUCUACAUUUGUCCUUCACUAGAGGGAACAUUAAAAAUAAUUCUCGUUCAGAAAUGACCGCAUCAUUUACAUGAUUUGAGAGUUGUGAGAUCAUUCCUCACACCCCCAUACUUUUUUCCUCAUUCUGCUGUUUCUCUGCACUGUUUGACCCUGUUCUAUGCUAUGGCAUUUUGAUUAGAGAGGCACCAAUUUUAAAGGACAUCUUUAGAAGAAAUUGUAUAUAGAGGUUUUCCUAAAAGAAACAGAAGCCUUUCUAGGCCCCAGAAAGAUAGGGAUUCAUGUGAAGGAAGAAAUACGUUGUACAAAAGGGCAUGAAUAACCACUGUCUGCCACUUCCCAUAUUUCUGACGUCGUCAUAAUGUGUCGUAUGUCCAGAUAGUCUGGCUGUGUAUGUCUUCACUCCCAGGAGCCUCAUCUCUAUCUAGAAGCAUCUACAAAGGCUCCACUGGUCAUGACAGUUUGUCCACCAGACCUCUCACCUUGGAGAUGACGUGGCAGGAGAAAGGGAGGGGUAGAUAGGAAAAGCGAAAUCUUUAAUCUAAGCCAAGGCUGUAGAUGUGGAGGGCGCCUGAGAGCCGGGCUCCAAAAGAACUCCUUCCGGCAGCAAUGACCACUUGAUUCUGUAGAGAACAUGAAACAAUUCAUUAUUCAUCACUACUGUUACAUUCCUGCUAUAGUCCAGGCAUCGUGUUAGGCUCUGGACAUCCAGACACAGGUAAGAGACUGGCUACACCCUAUGUUGCUCACUCUCAAAAUAUCUCCUUUCCCUCAGCUUAAAACCACUUUGACCCUUCAGUAGGUUAGAAACCAACCACAGCGAAGGAAGUUCACUACAGCCCCCUCUCUGGCACACAGAGAAUAAAGAACAUGUUCAUUCUGGUUUUCUAGUGGAGGUACAUGACAGACAGCAGACCUGGAAUAAUGAUGAUUGUCAGAAGGGGCUGCCUUUGUCAGUGUGUUUGCAACACUUCUACUGCCCCUGCUGCUAAGAUCCAUCCUUCAGAAUUCCUUUCAAAGCCUGGUACAAAUUAUUUUUAAAGAUUUAUUUAUUGAUGCAUACAAGAUUUAUUUAUUGAUGGGUACAGGCCAGAGGUACGGGAGGUGAGAGGACUCACCAGAGACAGAGUGGGAAACAGAACGGCAGACUGAGUGAAAUACACUGCUGAGGGGAGCAGUGGGCAAGACAGGAAAGGUCUGCCUUGCCAUAUGGGUAGCUCCCUGGCUAACUAGGAUCAAACUCAUGCUGCAGAGGCUGCGGAUAGCUUCACAGUGCUGGGCUUAACCCCUUGCGCCACUAGGGAGCCCCAAGCCUGGUACAAGUUUUUAAACAUUUUCAUUGGUGGCAAAUCUAUAUGCUUUGAGAUUGGAUUUCAUUUUUGGAAACCACCAAGAGAUAUUCUGAACAAAGGCUGGUAAGUGAGGUGUAAAAAAUAUUUUCAUAUGCCUACUGGCUGGCUGUCUUUAGAGAAAUGUCUGUUCACAUUCCCUGCCCAUUUGUCAUUCCAUGUAGUUUAUUUCCACUCUGAUUUUUAUUAUUUCCUCCCUUCUACAGACUUUUGGUUUCAUUUCUAGUUCCUUUUUUUUUUUUUUCAUUUCUAGUUCCUUAAGGUGUAAGGUUAGAUUAUUUGAGUUCUUGUUUCUUAUAGGCCUGUAUUACUAUACACUUCUCUCUUAGUACUCCUUUUACUGUUUUGCAUUUGUCCUAGGCAUUUUUAACUCAUCUCCAGGUAUUUUUUAAUUUCCUUGAUUUUUCUCAUUAACCCAACAGUCAUUCAGUAGUAGUAUUCAGUCUCCAUAUAUUAGAGAUUUUACUGGUUUGGAUUUCUAGUUUGAUACCAUUGUAAUCAGAGAAGAUAAGAUACCUGAUGUGACUUCAAUAUUCAUGAAUUUGUUGUCAGUUGGUUUAUGACCCAAAAUGUGGUCUAUCCUUGACAGUGUUCCAUGUACUCUUCAGAAUAAUGUGUACUCAGCUCUAUAGUACCCUUAAAUGUUUAGUCCAUCUGGUCUUACCAAUUUUUCCUUGUUGAUUUUCUGUCUGAUUUGUCCAUUAAUAUAGGUUGAAGUCCCCUAUUUUUUAAGAUGUUAAUAGUUGUCAUAUAUUUUGAUGCUUCUUCAUUUGGUAUAUAUGUGUUGAUGAGUGUUAUACAACAUCUGAUGUAUUGGGGCCUCCACUGGUGGUCCAGCGGUUGAGCACUGGGCUGCAAAGC